CAGACAUGGUCAUGUGGUCUCUUUGGAACCCCAUUACUUCUAGGUUGAUCCGUCUUCCACAAUUGCAGGAUCAUGAGAAAGGUGAUUCGUAUGAUUGUUGUUUGUCAUCCCCUCCUGAUGAUCCAAGUUCGAUUUUACUAUUAGCAGUAAUCGGAAAACCUAUCAUCUUUUUUUGUCGGUUAAAUUGUAAAAGGAAGAAAUUGAGAUGGACCAAAAUGCCAUUUGCUAAUCAGCUCAAGAGCAUGCACGUUACAGAUGAUAAUUCAGAAUGCAAUGGAUACCUAGGAUGUUUAACUUAUUGGAACGAUAAAAUAUAUGGAUGCACACUCGGGCUUUUCUAUCGUCUUGUCAUACAGGUUAACAUUGUUGUUGAUGACAAUGAGGCUGUGAUAAGUCUAUUGCCAAUUGUGAAAACUCCUAGUCUGGACUUUAGAAGAUGCUCCUCAAUCUCAAAUGGUUACAUGUUAGGCUUUUCAACAGAACUGUUCUACAUUCGUAUAUUUGAAGAUGAAAGGAGAAAAACUGUUGGUGAGGUGUUUUUGUUUAAACUAGAUAUGACUAAUAUGAUGUGGGAGGAAACUGCAGAUCUUGAAGUGGCUAUAUUUGUUAGUGUUGACUCUACUGUAAUGUAUAGGCCGCAAUUAGACCCAGACUUAGGUGGUUAUAUACAUAUUGUUGGCAAAACGGGUCAAGUAAUAUAUUCAUACAACGUCAAAAGUAAAAACAUCCUCUUAUCUUCUAUGCCUUCUCUAUUACAAACAAGGCAAGUAUCAGCGUGGACAGUGUUAGAUCAACGCAGCCUGGGUGAUCAUCAACAAGAAGAGGACAUGAAUGAUAUGACAGUUGUAAGAUCAGUAAGAGAUGCUAAUGUUGAUUUUUAUAGCACGACGGUUGAAUCAGACCUACACAAUAUUCCGUUUGAUGUUCUGCAAAGGAUUUUAGAAUUUUGUUCUUGUGUGGACUACAUGAACUUUCGUGCUGCAGGCAGACGUUGUCGCUUAGCAGCACCUCCGAUACAAUGGAGCCGAAAGACAGAGCUAAGGAGAUUCCAGACACACUCAUUAGUGUCACCAUGGCUGGCCGUGUUUGACAAAGCUCAAGGCAUUAUCACUUUUACAGAUCCCAUUUCUAAUGACAAGUACUUUAUAAAAACACCUCCGAAAUUGAUUGCCAAUUUUGAAAUAUGUUGUUCCAGAUACGGUUGGUUGCUGAUGCUUAAAGAUGAUUGGUCGACGGUUCUUUAUAACCCUUUCACAAGAGAUAUUCGCAAGCUUCCACAAGCGCCUGAUGGUUCAGUAGAAGGCUAUUGUUUCUCGGCACCACCUACUGAUCCACUUUGUAUUGUUGCUAGAUUUAAGAAAUCAGUUGAAUUACUUGGAUGUGAUGUCGCCUACCGCGAAGAUUCAAAAGAAAAAUGGGAAUGGCGUUGGAUUCAUCUAAACUUGGGAUAUCGUUAUCCAUGUACCUUACAAUUUCCGACAUUUCAUGGCCAAGAUGUGUAUGCCUUGUCUGGCAAUGGAGGAAUUUAUGUCUUUAGAAAAUUGGUUGAAGGACUUGUUUGUUUUAUAGCUGAACUUCCUAAAAGUUGUUGCAAAAGUACUCCUGUUAAACGCUUCCUAGCCAUAUGUGAUCAACAUCUUAUUCAAGUCGUGAUGGACGAGCUUGGAGAAUCCACUGAGUUGUUCAAUCUGGAUGAAUCUAAAAAGGAAUGGAAGAAGAUAGACAGUUUAGGAAAACAUAUGAUUUAUGUUUGUGGUACAACAUGUCUUUGUGUUGAAGCCAGAAAGCCAGAAAUGGAAAACAAAAUAUACUUUCCAAGAUUACGUUCCAAGAAGAUUGUGUUCUAUUCACUUGAAACAUGCAGGUAUCACACAUUCAAGAAUGGCGAAACCAACAUUGAAGAAGAAAGUUUUGCAGAUUUCUUCCAAACCGAAUAUUAUACUUACAGAAACCCGGCCUCAUGCUUGGAUCGAACCACGUUGGUCCUAGCUAACGUCGAUCAUGAUUACUGAUUAGUAUAAUUAUUGUGUUUUAUUCUAGCCGGCCAGGCUUUAUGAUUUGCUUUCUCAUAGAAUUAAACCUUGGCUGUUGUCAAUCAUAUGUUUCCACCAUAAGAUGUAUAACAUUUGCAGCAAUUAACUUAUUUUGCA
Erigeron canadensis is the source of this 2150-nucleotide messenger RNA. RefSeq lists its product as uncharacterized. Lineage: Eukaryota; Viridiplantae; Streptophyta; Magnoliopsida; Asterales; Asteraceae. The coding region runs from base 6 to 2012 and encodes 668 amino acids. The record is from RefSeq and is a predicted model, not a curated record. The transcript has 2 exons.